Cyprinodon variegatus (sheepshead minnow) is the source of this 676-nucleotide messenger RNA. It is a transcript of the gene fgf21, whose product is annotated as fibroblast growth factor 21-like. The record is from RefSeq and is a predicted model, not a curated record. Gene Ontology annotation, molecular function: growth factor activity; fibroblast growth factor receptor binding. Lineage: Eukaryota; Metazoa; Chordata; Actinopteri; Cyprinodontiformes; Cyprinodontidae. Gene Ontology annotation, cellular component: cytoplasm. Gene Ontology annotation, biological process: positive regulation of protein phosphorylation; positive regulation of gene expression; positive regulation of cell population proliferation. Bases 1 to 624 code for a protein of 207 amino acids. The transcript is spliced from 4 exons.
AUGUUUUUGUUUCUUUAUAACCUGUUUUUCUACCCGUUUCCCAUCCUUGUUCUUAUCCUGACAUUUCCAAUUUCCUGGUCAUUUUAUCUCCCUGAAUCCAACCCAAUCUUUGCAUUCAGUAAUCAGCACAGAGAGGUCCAUCUCUAUACAGAAAAUCACAGGCAUGGGCUGUAUUUGCAGAUAAACCUGGAUGGGAGAGUGACUGGAAGUGAUGCUCAGACCCCAUAUAGUGUGUUGCAGUUAAAAUCAGUUAAACAGGGCCAUGUUGUCAUAAAGGGACAUUCAUCAUCCAUGUUUCUCUGCAUGGAUAGCAUGGGAAAUCUAAGGGGGCAGAGAGCAUAUGAGGAAGCAGACUGCUCCUUCAGAGAACUCCUGCUGGCUGAUGGCUACACCCGUUUCCUUAACUCACACAAUGGGAUCCCUUUAUCCUUGGCAGCUAGAAAUUCUCCUGAUCGACACUCAGUUCCUUUCACAAGAUUCCUACCUCUAAGGAAUACUUUACCAAUGGAGAAUGUUUCUGAGGAAUCAACAAAAGCUCAGAGGAACUUCAACAUAGACUCUGAAGACCUUUUUGGGAUAGGACAGGACACAAUGGUCAGUCCUCAGCAAUUUAUGGAUAAGUAAAAUUUGACUGCAAAAAGAAAAAUUAGGGUUGUUUGGGAUUUUAACUUUGACA